Urocitellus parryii (Arctic ground squirrel) is the source of this 702-nucleotide messenger RNA. RefSeq names its product endothelial differentiation related factor 1 (gene Edf1). NCBI's taxonomy places the organism in Eukaryota, Metazoa, Chordata, Mammalia, Rodentia, Sciuridae. Gene Ontology annotation, cellular component: nucleus. Gene Ontology annotation, molecular function: DNA binding. The record is from RefSeq and is a predicted model, not a curated record.
GCGGGGAGGCGCCGAGGGGACGUCGCGUCGCCGCGCCGGGUCUCGAGCAGCUGCCGGAGCCGCCCGACGGACCGCCGCCCCCGCCGCCGCGCCAUGGCCGAGAGCGACUGGGACACCGUGACGGUGCUGCGCAAGAAGGGCCCCACGGCUGCGCAGGCCAAGUCCAAGCAGGCCAUCUUAGCAGCUCAGAGACGAGGAGAAGAUGUGGAGACGUCCAAGAAAUGGGCUGCUGGCCAGAACAAGCAGCAUUCGAUCACCAAGAACACAGCCAAGCUGGACCGGGAGACAGAGGAGUUGCACCAUGACAGGGUGACCCUGGAGGUGGGCAAAGUGAUCCAGCGGGGCCGGCAGAGCAAGGGGCUGACACAGAAGGACCUGGCCACGAAAAUCAAUGAAAAGCCGCAAGUCAUCGCAGAUUACGAGAGUGGACGAGCCAUUCCAAAUAACCAGGUUCUGGGGAAAAUCGAGAGAGCCAUUGGCCUCAAGCUCCGGGGGAAGGACAUCGGGAAGCCCAUCGAGAAGGGCCCGCGGGCGAAAUGAGCACAAAGCCUCGAAACAGUGCGUUCCGGCUGCUCUUCUGGCUGGUUCCCCUGACCACCAGCACUGACGUGGGUCUUCUCACAUGACAAGCGGAACAUGGGGUCAGGCCUGUGGGCCCUCAACCCAUACCUGCUGUCAAACAAAGCAAAACCUUGCAGAGUG